GUACAUCUGCAUUUAUUACCAAAGAUAUCUUACAAGCAACGGACAUUGAUUCAAAUAACCGCAAAUUACGGUUCAUAAUCACCAAAGACCCUGAGAUGGGUAAACUUCAAUUGGUUAAGAGGGGAGUGACUCAAGAUAUCAGUAAAUUUGGAGUUAAGAACAACUUCAAACAAGCUGAUAUUGAUGAUGGAUUUCUCAAGUAUACCCAUGAUGCAUCAGAGCCUUCUGGCUUAGUUGUCUUCAAAUUCAAUGUCGCAGAUGAGGAUGGCAACGAACUUAUUGAUGAAUCAUUUCGCAUUGAUGUUUAUCUUGAUCAUAUGCCACCAAAGGUGAUUACCAACUUAGGUCUUACCGUAGUGGAAGGCUCUCAGAAGCUUAUCACUACCAGCGUUCUAUCGGCCACCGAUACUGACAGUCCACCUGGCCAGUUGACGUACUUCAUCUCAAAUGGGCCCACAUUAGGGCAGCUGGAAUUCACCAGUAUUCCCGGUGUGCCUAUCAUCGCAUUCACUCAAGCUAACUUAGCGGAGCAGGGUGUGCUGUACGUCCACACCAGUCCCGAGGAACUCUAUAUGGAUAGUUUUGUGUUCACAUUAAGUGAUGGAACAAAUGAGGUUACACUGACGUUCUACAUCAGCAUCAUACCAGUUGAUGACUCUCUUCCAUUGCUAAGUAACAUGGGGAUGCGUGUCCAGGAAGGAAUUCGUAAAACAAUCACUGAAUUUGAACUGAAAGCUGUUGAUCUAGACACAGAG
Messenger RNA from Anneissia japonica, 755 nucleotides. Its product is annotated as extracellular matrix protein FRAS1-like. The transcript has 4 exons. The annotation marks the transcript as partial. The record is from RefSeq and is a predicted model, not a curated record. Lineage: Eukaryota; Metazoa; Echinodermata; Crinoidea; Comatulida; Comatulidae.